Messenger RNA from Cloeon dipterum, 3308 nucleotides. Its product is annotated as tyrosine kinase receptor Cad96Ca-like. Gene Ontology annotation, cellular component: signaling receptor complex; plasma membrane. Gene Ontology annotation, molecular function: ATP binding; transmembrane receptor protein tyrosine kinase activity. Gene Ontology annotation, biological process: positive regulation of kinase activity; protein phosphorylation; multicellular organism development. NCBI's taxonomy places the organism in Eukaryota, Metazoa, Arthropoda, Insecta, Ephemeroptera, Baetidae. The transcript has 8 exons. The coding region runs from base 262 to 2979 and encodes 905 amino acids. The record is from RefSeq and is a predicted model, not a curated record.
GCGCUGCUCUCUCAGGUCGAACCUUUCGGGGCCGUGUGGCGGGAGAGGCAGCGAGACGGUGUGCGGUGCGCGGCUCGAUUUAGGGUCACUUCAGUCCUCCUUCUCCAUUCUUUACGAAGCGAGCUAUAAAGUGAAAGUUUCUCGUCUGUCGUCCGCGCGCCGACUUUCAUCGCAGUAACUGCAGCGGCCAGCUCGAGACACACGCAAAGCAGGCUGCCGAAAGGGAUGUAGCCAUGCCAAGUUGCCUACGAAUGGCAUAUAAUGGGCAAUAGUGCAGCACUUCCGCCGGGGUCAGGGUUCGCCGUGCUGCUCACCAUCUGCCUGAGCCUCCUUUGGACACCUGGACUUACAAUAAGUGCCAGUCAACCCACAGCGCUAGUCGAAAACUCAAACUCGACCGUCGCCACGACACCAGCAGAUGCUGGCGCUGCGAAAUUUGACGAGAGCUCGCGGGCAGCAAAUCACACAAACGCGCACUCACUCAUCAAGCCGUCAAGUGCAAGCACAGUUAACUCGACCGACGACGAGCCUCCAGCCACCGCUCGGCGACGCUUCAUCCUGCGAGCCGGAGCUGCUUCAACGACUGCUUCGUACACGCACUUGAACAAUCGGUCAAGAAAGAGGCACAGCAGCUACAGCACGCAAGAUGCUGCGGCUGCCACGCCGGUGCUCGAGUAUGGCCAAAAGCUGCUCUCGACCGGCCGCAAUUCGUUAAACGAGCUCAAGUCGACGCUGCCCUCCUUGUCGACCGAGUCGUCGUCGUCGACCACCCCUCGGCCAAACGGCAAUAAAAGCAAUGAGAGCAGCGCCACCCUGCCGCCGCUGGCGUCCAGCACGGCGAGCAAACACCCCUUUUCGGCCAAAAUCACGCCGCAAACGACGCCUCCGAGCAGGGCCCAGUCGAGCGAGUCGUACAACGACAUCGUGUCCCUUCGGCGGAGGAGGAAAAAGAUUUUGCGCAGGAUGCCAAGCGUCUCGUCCGCGGAAGUGAUCGCCGGCACCAAUUCGAGCGACUCGGCGGCGAUGAACGCUGCUCUGGUUCGGCGGAAAACGCUGCUGCAGCCGCAGCGAAACGGCACUCUGCAGAAUAGCGUGGUCCGGCGGCCCCUGUUGCGCCCGCCGUCGCCGCCGCCGCCGCUGGAGCCGAAAAUUAAUACCACGAAUGACGAGGAGGACGUCAUCCGGAAAAUGCUCACGACGUUCCUACCGUCCAACAAUAAUUACACCACCAGCACCAGAGUAAUGACGCUCGAGAGCAUUUCCAACGGCACCAUAAUUCAAAAUAACAAUGCCACCGUCGCCGCGACGGAAUUUCCUCUCGUCGAAACGCUCGCCCCGAAUCGAAAUAAAUCCAUCCCAGCAAUCCCGGCUGCCACGGAGAGCACGAAAAUUGUGAAAAACCAAACGAGCAGCCCAGUGAAUGUGAUUUUGACGACGACCAGGACGAGCACCCCUCCUCCGCAGACCUCAACCACAACACCAAAGACAACAACCACAACUAGAAGACCUCCAACAACUACAACAACAACGAGGAGCACCACCACUCCAGCAGCGACGACAACGACUACAAAAGCGACGACGACAACAACGACCAGGCGGCCGCCGAAAACCGACCUGCCGACAAUUCGGCCUUUGGUUAAUGCAACGACGAUAAGGCCGCCGAUUCUCGGAUCCACGUUCAACACUGUGGACCAGGGAAAUCAAACGGAAUCGAGUGCCAGCCUAGUCACCUACGUCCUCUUCUCCCUUGGCGUUGUCACGCUGAUUGGCGCCGUCAGCUACGCCGCCAGACAUCUGGCCAAAAGGAGGAGAAGAAUGCUGGACGAAUCAGAUUCAUCGUGCUCGGAGGAUAGCAGCAUGGCAGGAAUGACGCUGAGCCGGCCAUCGCCGAAGGGUGGCGAGGGUGGAAUUUUGUCAAGAAUUCAGCAAGUUUGGCCAACGGAGAAAGGGCCGCUGGCUGCUGCCCCGGCACAGCAUCCCGAGUGGCAUUUUCCGCGCCAUAAACUCCGUCUGCAGACCGUGCUGGGCCAGGGAAACUUCGGACAAGUCUGGAAAGCCGAGGCCGAGGACAUUUGCGGCAUCACCGGCACCAGGCUCGUGGCCGUGAAGAGCACAAAGGCGGGCGCCGGCGAGAGGGAAAAGUCGGACCUGCUGCGAGAGUUGGCCAUCAUGCAGCAGCUGGGGGCGCACCCCAACGUCGUCACCCUGCUGGGCUGCUGUACAGAGCAGGAACCGCACCUGCUCAUCAUGGAGUACGUCAUGUACGGCAAGUUGCUGUCGUUCCUGCGCGACCAUCGCACUCGCAGAGAUUUUCUGCAAUUUUCCUCGAGCGACGACGGCGGCGAGCAGGCGCUCACAUCUUGGGACCUUACUCACUUUGCCUAUUGCAUCGCUAAGGGAAUGGAAUACCUCGUUUCGAGAGGAAUAAUACAUCGUGACCUGGCAGCCAGGAACAUUUUGGUCGAUCACAACAAGCAGUGCAAAAUCGCAGAUUUCGGAAUGUCGAGACACGCGCGAGACGCCUCCGGAGAGGUUUACGAACCAAAGCAAAAAGGGGCUCUGCCCAUCAGAUGGAUGGCUCCAGAAUCUCUUGAAAAGAGCAUUUUCACGCACAGGAGUGAUGUUUGGAGUUUUGGAAUCACCAUGUGGGAAAUUGUUACGCUAGGUUCGACGCCUUACUCGACGAUGGGUGCUCGUGAGGUGAUGCGGAAGGUGCGCGAAGGGUACCGGCUGGAGCGGCCGCUGCACUGCCGGCCGGAGCUGUUCCGCGUUGUGGCCAGUUGCUGGGUUUCGGAUCCGUACCUGCGGCCCGACUUCAGCCAGCUGCGGGUCGAGCUGAGACGCCUGCAGGACGAGGACACGGACAGUCCCGGCGGCGGCCACGUAGACAUCGAUGCCGCCAAUCCGCAGCAGCCGCCGCCGUCGUCCGCCUCCACCCUGAUGGCCAACCACGUGCUCUCUGACCCCGGCGGAAUGUGAACAAAGAAGGAAAAAAGCAUGUUUUAUUUUCGUAUCGGAGGAAAUUAGCCAAACGAUUAUUUUUUAAACGAAAAAGCUUACACACAGUAUAUUAAUAAAAAUAUGUGACUUUUUAAAUCAAUCCAACUACGAAAUAAGUUGUAAAAUAAACACUAUCUAGUCGAUUCUUGUUUGUUUUUUGAAUGGCAGAUUGAAAAACGAAAUUAUUGUUGAUGGAAACUUAAUACAACUGAAGAUUAUUUAAGAUGUAGCUGACAAAUUCUGUUGACGCAAUUCUGAAAAUUUUGGCACUGUUAUGGUUUAGGAAAUAAAUUAUUGUUUUUGCAAAA